UUCUAUUCUUUAUACUUCUACUUCUCACAUUUUAGCACACGUAUCUGUACUUUGUAAUCCCUACAUUUGUAAAUCAGCCCCCCGCACGCGUGCUUUGGACGCAAGAUUACUUCAGAAUUUUGUACAUAAAUUAUAUUUUAGACCCUGUACUUCUUACUUCCACUUGACUAAAAAGUCGAGUCAAUGCUUCUACUUUUAUUUGAUUAUUUUUAAACAGAGGUAUCUAAACUGUAGUAAGGAACGUGUGUACUUGUGACACCUUUGGUUAGCGUCAACACUGUAAAUUUCGUCACAAAAAGAUUCAUAUAUUUAUCAACACUUCUAUUCGUUAUUCUAUUCUGUACGCUUUUUUUAUUGCCCAGAUUUUAGUUAGCCCCUGUUCAAUUGACUGUUAUAUGUCAAUAGAAACAUAUCUCACAAAUUAAAGUGUCUUGUUAAAUAUUUGGGGGGGGUUCAAGAAUUUUCUUCCCAAAUCUAUUACAUGCCAACUGUAAAUUGUUAUUUCAGCUAAAACCUUAACUUAAAUGUCUAUAUGGUGUUUAUCUGUUUUAGAUGCACACAUCAAUCUGGAAUUUGGGCUUAAAGCCAGAAUUGCAGCAAUGCAACACGUGUUGCAGAGGACUCUUUCACUGCCCUCUGUGCCCCACUUUCAGCCCUGCUGUAAAGACUGAGGAGCAUCUAAGUGUGCAUAUAAAAAAUGCUUUGUAUUUCAACGAUAAAAUGAUAUGCCGGUGCAGACUGCCUUGUAGGACAACAGGACGCUUUUGUAAGAUUACAAUCAUACGGCGUGGGGAUAUGGCAUUUAUUGUCUUGUCAGCAUUCUUCAAUGCCAAGUCAGCCACCAUCAUCAGGACUGCUCCCCACUGAACUCUUCAAGGAGCCCCGUCUCCCCCCCCCCCCCCCAAGGUUUUGUCUUCGACUGAUGCUCAGAGGAUGGACAUCAUAGUUCUCCCUCUCUGGACACCUGGUCAUUUCCAGUUGUGUGUACUGAAGCCACCUAAAAGAGAAAUCCUCUUUCUUGACCCAUUAUACACAAAGGCAGGAUUUGGUGGCCAACAAUAUGUUUCACUUUUGAGGAAUCUUGCAGUGAAGCUCAUUCCCGGGCAGUGGUCAGAAAAAAAGAGCUUUGACUUGAAGGGUUUUUCAAGCCAAGACUAUGGAGUUGACUGUGGGAUCUUCAUGCUGAUGUCUGCUCUGUACGUGGCACUGGAUGCACCAUUUGACUAUACUAUAUCAGACAUGCCCUACUUGCGUAAAUGGUGGUGCUUGCUGUUGAUGGAGAACUUUGAUCUCAGGAGCUCUGGCAAGCUAUUUGCACACUGGAGAGAGGAAGCCAAAGCUGUGCUUGAAGGACAACACGUGCCCAUUUUCAGACUGAAAAAGCGCACAUUCCAGGAAGUCAGUCAGGAGGAAGCAGUUGUUGAAGAUCUGCGUCCUGCUGUGCAGUGGGUUGUCCAAAAUAAGGCACUUUUCCGUGGACACGUAACAAUGCCAAAAUAUCUGUCCUUAAAUCAAGGGGACCAGCAGAAGGUCUUAAAAGACAUGUCAGAGGAAGAAGACACUGGAGCAAGGGACUUGUUCCUCUUUGUUUUUCAGUUUGCAGAGGACAUGGAGCUCUUUUUGAAAGCAUGUGCUUAUUCAAUUCAAUUCAAUUCAGUUUUAUUUAUAUAGCGCCAAAUCACAACAAAAGUCGCCUCAAGGCGCUUUAUAUUGUACAGUAGAUAGCACAAUAAUAAAUACAGAGAAAAACCCAA
This is a messenger RNA of Oreochromis niloticus (Nile tilapia), 1754 nucleotides long. RefSeq lists its product as uncharacterized. The record is from RefSeq and is a predicted model, not a curated record. Gene Ontology annotation, biological process: proteolysis. The transcript is spliced from 10 exons. Bases 934 to 1671 code for a protein of 245 amino acids. NCBI's taxonomy places the organism in Eukaryota, Metazoa, Chordata, Actinopteri, Cichliformes, Cichlidae. Gene Ontology annotation, molecular function: cysteine-type peptidase activity.